CGACGACAGAGGUUCUCUUGUGCAAUUUUAAUUAGUGGCAGAAAGUUAUUCAGUGCAGGAAUUUUCAAUUAAAGAAUACUUUCGAUUGUUUCUCGAAACAAAAAAAAUAUUUUUAUUGUGACAAUGAGCGAAACCGAAAUAACCGGGAAUAUUUGUGCCGUUUGCGGUAUCACGGCAGUGCAACGAUGUACGGGCUGUCUUGCGGUCACGUAUUGCGGCAAAGAGCAUCAAGUACAGGACUGGAAAAGGGGCCACAAGAACGUUUGCAAGGCGUAUGAGGUUGUUGUCAAUGACGAUCUCGGACGUUACUGCAUCGCCACAAAAAACAUCAAAAAAGGCGAUGUACUUUUGCGUGAGAAGCCUUCCAUCAUCGGCCCAAAAACCGUUACGCCCGCCAUUUGUCUCACGUGUCACAAAUUUAUGAUGCCAGCUCCGGGCGAAAGUAAUUUCACGCUUUGUUCGUUGUGUCGAUGGCCGAUGUGCAGCUACAUUUGCGAAAGUAGUCCCCUGCACAAGGACGAGUGCGAGUUGUUUGUCCGCAAAAAAUUCGAUCCGAACAUAAAAUUCAGCAAAUUGGGCAAAGUUGAGUCAAAUUACUGCAGCAUUAUGGCUUUGCGGAUGCUGAUGCUGAAGGAAAAGGACCCAAAAUUGUACAAAAAACUCAUGACGCUCGAAAGUCAUUUGGAUCAACGGAGGAAUACGUCGUUGUAUCAGUUGCUGGGCAUGAAUUUGCCAAUGUGUUUGAAAAUGUUGCUCGGGCGGGAGAAAGUUGAUCGCGAAACGGCGCUGAAUUUGUGCGGAAUUUUCGAUACAAAUUGUUUUGAUGUUAAAGUACCGGGUGCCAAAGUCAAUGCACGGGGGAUUUACUUUGAGGCUGCCAUGUUUUCGCACAGUUGUCGCCCGAAUGCACGUCACUUGUUCAAACCAAACUACGAUAUCGUCAUUUUUGCCACAACUGACAUCAAAAAGGGCGAUAUUAUUAGUUUAUCGUACACCCAACCACUGAAAUGCACGCUCGAACGUCGUUUACAUCUGAAGGAGGCAAAAUGUUUUGAUUGCUUUUGCGAAAGGUGUAAGGAUCCCACAGAAUUCGGCUUGUACAUGAACUCCAUCCUUUGUACGAGCUGCCAAACGGGAAAGCUGGUACAAAUUGCGCCCGAAACGGAUAUCGAGAGCGACUUUAAAUGCGACACGUGCGAGGCAACUUUCGACAUUGAGGAUGUCAAGGAGACGAAAAAAACUAUUCAAGAUGCCAUCAAGGGUGCCGAUAAGUCGUCGCCAGAUGAUUUUGAGGCGAUUCUCGAAAUGUACAAAAACACGUUCCCGCCAAAUGCCUCCGCUUUCCUCGAAAUUAAAUAUGCAUUGCUACAGUUGUACGGAAAUCCAAACGAUCUAAGCCCCGAAAAACUCCAAAGAAAAAUCGACUUGUGUGUCGAACUCCUUGAAAUCAGCAAAAUUUUGGAUCCCGACUACGGUGCAUUACGAACGACGUUACUGAAGGAGUUGCAAGCAUGUCUCAUUGUCUUUUUCAAGACAGCGGAGGAAACAAAGGAAUACAAGGAAUUGUACGAAGAAGCUGUCAACAUCAAGCAAUUCGAGGAAAAAUUAAUCAAAUAAUUUUCUUUGUGAUGCAAUUUUACUAAUUUAUUUAUUUAUUAAAUGUUGUUAAAUGUAA
This is a messenger RNA of Culicoides brevitarsis, 1675 nucleotides long. RefSeq names its product SET domain-containing protein SmydA-8-like. Gene Ontology annotation, molecular function: protein binding. Lineage: Eukaryota; Metazoa; Arthropoda; Insecta; Diptera; Ceratopogonidae. The record is from RefSeq and is a predicted model, not a curated record. Bases 124 to 1617 code for a protein of 497 amino acids. The transcript is spliced from 6 exons.